AUGUCAUUUUAUAGCAAGGACUAUCCUAUUGCAUACCCAGGUCUUCUUAUUUGUCCAGCCUUUGAGUUAGGCGAGAAAACUACUGAUUCCCAAGAGAUUAUCAGGUACAUCCCCGGACAUGGCGUGGCAGAACAAAAUUAUGAACUUAAUGGGCAUACAAUGAAAGCCCUAACGGCUACACUCAUUGGCAGCAUUGAUUUCGAAGAAGAUGAGAUGGCGACACAAACCCCGAUCCCGACUACUGAAGCUUCGAACGACGGUGCAUCAAAAGAAGGCGAUGGUCAAGAAAUUAGUGAUAACGAGGCCGGCGGCAAAGGUGAGAGAAGAUACAUCGUAACUGUUAAGGACCAAAAUGCGCUUGAGCGCAAUGUUAACGAGGAUUUUGCGAAUAACCUGCCCCGCGAAGGUAGCAUUGUUCUCGUUAGAGUAACGCGCAUUUCGCUGCAAAGGGCAAAUGUUGAGAUCCUUGCAGUUGAAAAUAAGACCUUGCCGAAGGAUUCCGGGGUUGGGAGUAAUGGGACUGGAGUGACUGCUGCUGGAGGGGGAUCUGGGGCCGCAACCUUCUCGGUUUCACAGGCAUCCUCCGAUCUAGGAGAGACAUUCAGAGGAAUCAUUAGCGCGCGCGACGUGAGAGCCACAGACAGAGAUAAAGUAAAGAUAAUGGAGAGUUUCAGACCUGGCGAUAUAGUACGAGCCCAGGUUAUUUCGCUCGGCGACGGUUCGAACUACCAUUUAUCAACUGCGAAGAAUGAUUUGGGGGUAGUGUUUGCCCGGGCUUUUAACGGGGCCGGUGGUCUCAUGUACGCAAUUGAUUGGCAAACGAUGGUCGCGCCAUCUACUGGAUCCAUGGAGUUGCGGAAAUGCGCAAAACCAUUCUGA
Lachancea dasiensis is the source of this 879-nucleotide messenger RNA. The record is from the annotation of a GenBank genome assembly. Lineage: Eukaryota; Fungi; Ascomycota; Saccharomycetes; Saccharomycetales; Saccharomycetaceae.